Molecule: messenger RNA, 624 nt
Organism: Morus notabilis
Lineage: Eukaryota; Viridiplantae; Streptophyta; Magnoliopsida; Rosales; Moraceae
Product: glucose-6-phosphate isomerase, cytosolic 2B-like
Exons: 3
Coding region: 15-284 (89 amino acids)
Biological process (GO): glucose 6-phosphate metabolic process; glycolytic process; gluconeogenesis
Cellular component (GO): cytosol
Molecular function (GO): monosaccharide binding; carbohydrate derivative binding; glucose-6-phosphate isomerase activity
Source: RefSeq, a predicted model, not a curated record
AACUCUGUUUCUUAAUGUUACUUGCCAAUAUCCAGCUGUUGGCAAUCUAUGAACACAGAGUUGCUGUGCAAGGUUUCAUAUGGGGCAUCAACUCUUUCGACCAAUGGGGAGUUGAAUUGGGAAAGUCUCUAGCUACUCAAGUUAGAAAGCAACUUCAUGCAUCUCGUACCAAGGGAGAACCUGUUCAGGGCUUUAAUUGUAGCACCACAACGUUGCUAACAAGAUACCUAGAGGCAAGUUCGGAUGUCCCUUCCGAUCUUCCAACCCUUCUACCACGGAUAUAGUUGCCUGGAUUUAACAUCGGCUUCCAAAGUCGGCUUUACUUUAAUUUAUCGUAUUUGUGCUUGCGAUUUUCUCAAUGUUGAGCAUAUAUUUGAUAUCCCAUGUACUUAAAUUUGGGAUGUUUUGUUUGGACAAAACUUUUGGGAAGGAAUCCUACAGAGUGUUCUCAAACGUUGCUCAACCGGCACUAGGUUUGUGAAAGAGGCCCAAUAAUCUAGAAUGCUCCAUUCUAUUGGAAACAUUCUUGUAUUGUAGACUGCCCAAUGUAUCAAAUAAUCAAAAUAAACAGUGCCUUUUAACAUUUCUUGCGUUUUUUAGUAAAUGCACACUGCUUGUCCUCUA